Sclerotinia trifoliorum is the source of this 2104-nucleotide messenger RNA. The record is from the annotation of a GenBank genome assembly. Lineage: Eukaryota; Fungi; Ascomycota; Leotiomycetes; Helotiales; Sclerotiniaceae.
GCAACUUCUUCCCGCAAAUCCCCAAGCGUCUCAUCCACUGGGCACUGAACAAAGUUGCGGCUCCCACCACACUGGAGCGGGAGGACGAACGGUUAAUUCUUGAUCCGCUAUUGGUAGUUAUUCUUCGAUCCACACUUCCGAGAGGCCGGCACAUGUGCGGAUUUUGAUAUCAAAACCUUUCAACAAAAGCUACAAAAUAAAUCAUAAAAGAGAUUCCUGCAUUUACGGUCCUUUGUUCUGCUAUAAUCCCUCAGCAGCAUAUAACUUAAAAGUUUCAUCCAUCCGAGUAACUUAAAUCAAUACCGAUGUCUCCAUCUGCAAUUCAAAACAAUGGCAGCAGGGCCAAUAUAUCCUCAGCUUCGUCCCCAAUCCACACCAUACCCCUCAUUAUAAAUAAUGAACCCUAUUAUUCCUCCAACACCUUUCCCGUCUUUUCUCCAAUCGAUAAUUCACAUCUCCACAACUGCGUAUCAGCGUCUGCAUCUGAUAUUGACCUCGCCCUCAAUACAGCUCAAGCCGCUUACCCAGCAUGGCGUACUUUGCCGCCACCUCAAAAACGUGACAUCUUUCUCCGCGCAGCCGAAAUUUUGCUCGAGCGAAAGCCUCUCCUCGAGGAAAUAAUGCAUAAAGAAACCGGCUCCGAAGCCAUCUGGGCCAACUUUAACACCGAUACUUCUCGAGAAGGCCUCUUAGAUGUUGCUGGUCGUCUGAGUUCCAUCGCGGGUAGUAUCCCCAUGACAUCAGAAGAAGGUCGUAGUGCGCUCGUGUAUAAAGAACCUUAUGGGGUUAUCCUCGGCGCUGCACCUUGGAACGCUCCUUACAUUCUCGGUUUCCGAAGUGUCAUGAAUGCGCUAGCAGUAGGCAAUUGUGCAAUUCUCAAGGCAUCUGAAUUUUCACCCAUGUGUAGUUGGCAAAUCUGUGAUAUUUUCCACAAAGCUGGGCUACCAAAAGGAGUCCUGACUCUCGUGGCCAUUUCAGUUGAAGAUGCUCCAGCGAGAACUGCACAACUGAUCGAGAGUCCCAUUAUCAAGAAGAUCAAUUUUACCGGUAGCACGAGGGUGGGCAAGAUUUAUGGAGAAUUGGCCGGGAAGAAUCUCAAGCCCAUAGUGCUGGAGUUGGGUGGAAAGGCUAGCGUGAUCGUGUGGGAAGAUGCAGAUUUGAAAUUGGCGGCGACAGAGUGUGCAAAGGGAGCUUUCUUAAACUCGGGUCAAAUCUGUAUGAGUACAGAAAGAGUUCUGGUUCACAAAAAUGUUGCGGUGGAGUUGUAAGCUUUCCUUUCUAUUUCAAUUUACUCUAUUACUCUCAUCAUUCCUGACAAAGGAGAUGAUCGAUGCAUACCACAAAACUAACAAACCAUACAGUGAAAAAGCAUUCGCAGCCGCCACAGCAGAAAUGUUCUCAUCAUCCGGGACCCUCAUUAACCCUCAAGGCGUCUCCAGAAACGCAUCCCUAAUCUCCGAUUCCCUUUCCAAAGGCGGCUCCAUUCUCCACGGCACAGCACCAGCCGAAAAUUCACCACCCACCACCAAAAUGGCCCCAGUAAUUCUCAAAUCCGUCACGCCCUCCAUGUCCAUCUACCGUGAAGAAUCCUUCGGCCCAACCGUAUCCGUAAUCGAGAUCUCAACCGAAGAAGAAGCUAUCCGCAUAUCAAACGAUACGGACUAUGGACUCUCAGCCGGCAUCUAUACGCGCGAUUUGCAGAGAGGUUUGAGGAUGGCUAGGGCCAUUGAGAGCGGUGCUGUGCAUAUAAACGGUUAUAAUGGGAGUAUACAUGAUGAACCGUGUUUACCGCAUGGAGGGAUGAAGAAUAGUGGAUUUGGACGGUUUGGGGCGAGUGGGUUGGAGGAGUGGGUUAGGACGAAGACGGUAACGUUUAAGAAUUAGAGGAUGGGAGUUGGGUGGAGCGACUUUGCUGACUUGCUGUGAUUGCGCUUAGGAGGGUCUGAGAAAUAUUCUGAAUGGCUGUUGUGUGGUUAUUAUGAAGUUUGCAUUGACGGUCUUGAAUUAAGGUUAUUUUUCGUCUUUGUUAUUUGCAAAAUUGUAUGAUAUAUCGUAACUUCCAGUAGUGUACUGAAUGACUAGGACAUGCUAAACGAGGAUUUAU